AUGGACUUCAUCACCAAUCUUCCAAACUCAUUCGGUUUUACGGUGAUUUGGGUAAUCUGUGACCGCUUGACCAAGUACAUCCACCUCAUUGCCCUACCCACCAAGUUCACAUCUCAGGACUUGGCGCAUCGUUUUGCCGUCGAGAUUCACCGUUUGCAUGGCACUCCCAAGUCCAUAGUCUCAGAUCAUGACCCUUUGUUUCUCAGCAAUUUCUGGAAAGAAUUUUUUAAAGCACAAGGGACUAAGUUAAAAUACAGUACAGCCUACCACCCCGAAACGGAUGGUCAAACAGAAGUUACCAAUAGAUCUGUGGAAACUUACCUUCGUUGCUUUGUCAAUGACCACCCUCGCAAAUGGUUCAAGUACCUUCAUCUGGCUGAACUCUGGUACAAUACUUCUUUCCACUCUGCGAUUCAAAUGUCCCCGUUCAAAGCUUUGUAUGGCCGCGAACCACCAAACAUCAAUCAGUGCCUCGCGAGCGAAGCUAAGGGCGACCCUCUCCCUGUUUUGCUCCAAGUACAUGAACAAAUACUCACACAGUUAAAAGAGAAUCUCAGAAAAAGUAGAGUCCAAAUGGAAAAACAGGCAAAUAAACACAGAGCUGAUGUUACCUUUGAUGUGGGAGCCUGGGUUCUCUUACGCCUCCAACCAUACCGUCAGCAAACAAUCCACAAACGCGUUUCCCAGAAGUUAUCCCAAAGAUACUUUGGUCCUUUUCAAAUUGUUAAACGCGUCGGUGAGGUCGCGUAUCUGUUAGAUCUGCCAUCUUCCUCCCGCAUACAUCCGGUUGUCCAUGUCUCCCUGCUGCGUCACUACCAUGGAACAUACCCAACAACGGAUUUUUGCCCAAUACCUGCACACAAAAGCGUUAGUUUCAUUCAGGAAUCGGAAAGUGAAACAAUAGAUCUCAAAGAUGACGGAAGCGCUCUACCUAGGACGGCUAUAGUUUCGAAGGUUCGGGAUGUAUCUCCUUCAGGUCAUAGCUUGCUCAAGACAAGGAAGCAAAGUGUUUUAGCAGAAGAUUUAGAAGAAAGUACUUCACAAGGUUUGAAGCGAAGUAAUGCAGAGAGAGAAAAUGAAAGCAUUUCUGAGGGAGAGUUAGUACUUAACACAAAACAAAUGUUGUUCCCCACUAGUCAAAACUCCUCUCCUAAGACUGCCACGUGUUCCCCAUCUAACGGCCAGGAACCACUCACGUGUGGAAAACCGUGUGAGCAAUAUCCCGCUGUAUCCCACUCCCCUUUUUCUAUCAAUACUCCACCGCCCAAAGUCAUUAAUUCACCUUUUUCUGUCUCACCCACUCCACAUAAUAUCUUCCCACUGCCCAAGAAAGACCCUUCUCGGUCUCCACCCCCAACGUUCAAAUCUCAACUUCCCUCCAAUUCUCCUUCUGCCACGCGUCCGUUGCGGAGUCCUUCCCCAAACCAGAUUCCAUCCCAGCCCUUAUUUUCCCCAACCACUUCCUUGGAUCCUCUUACAAUUGCCCAUAAUUCCGAAAAUGCCACCAACAACUUGAACCUUGAGGACAAGGUUCUCAUUGGGCCUAUGAGUAUUGAUAAGAGCAGCAAUUCAAGGCCCACUAGAGUGAAAAAAAGGUCCAUUUUACUUAAGAACUUCUACACUUAUUAA
Molecule: messenger RNA, 1629 nt
Organism: Vicia villosa (hairy vetch)
Lineage: Eukaryota; Viridiplantae; Streptophyta; Magnoliopsida; Fabales; Fabaceae
Exons: 1
Coding region: 1-1629 (542 amino acids)
Biological process (GO): DNA integration
Molecular function (GO): nucleic acid binding
Source: RefSeq, a predicted model, not a curated record